AUGGAUGACCUGCGCGUGAACGCGGCGUACGCGGCGAGGUACGAGCACAACGAGCGGCGGAAGGAGAUGCAUCGAUUGCAGGCGAAGCUCGAGCGGGAGUACGCGACGACGGCGUUGGGGGCGGCGGGGGGGGGGGACGGCGGCGCGAACGCGCGGAGCGAAGACGACGCGGAGCGCGAAUCGAGCGAUUCGAGCGAGACGGAGAGCGAUGAGGACGAGGGGUUGGAGCUCGCGUUCGACGGUGCGUUCGCGGAGGCGUUGACGCGGAUUCGGAGGAGAGAUCCGAGCAUUUACGACGAGAAGACGAAAUUUUUCGACGACGGCGAGGCGGCGGCGGAGGCGGCGGCGGAGCGGGCGAAGACAAAGGAAAAGAAGCCAAAGGCGGCGACGCUGAGAGAGGUGACGGCGAACCAGUUGUUAGAAGGUGGAGCGACCGCGCUCGAGGACGCUGAAGCGGAGGCGGAGGCUAUGCGUGCGAGCGCGGGACCGUCGUACGUCGAGGAACAGGCGGCGCUCAAGAGCGCGUUCAAGGACGCCGCCGAGGGCGCCAUCGGCGGCGAUAGCGACGAGGAUGAUGAUGGCGGACUCGUGGUGAAACGACGCGCAGAACAAAUGAGCGGGGCGACGGAAAAGUUAUCCGAGUACUUUGGUGACGAGGACGCUUUGAGCAAGGAGGAAAAAUUUUUGCGCGAUUACGUCCUCGAAAAGCAGUGGUUGAAGGGCGAAGAGAACGGGAUGCCUCGGGGUAACGUCAUCGGCGGCGACUCGUCGAGCGACGAGGAUGAUGGCGGUGACGAUGCGAGCGAUUCCGAACUCCUCGAGCGCGCUGAGGAGUUUGAGCACAAUUAUAACUUUCGAUUUGAGGAGCCCGGAGGCGAUCGUCUCGUGUCGCACUCGCGUCACAUCGAGGGCUUGAUUCGUCGAGAGGACACCAAGCGUCGCGAUAAACGCAAAAAAGUGAAGGAACGCAAAGAGUCAGAGCGCGCCAAACUCCUGGCCGAGGUCCGUAGGCUGAAGAAUCUCAAGCGAGAAGAGAUUGAAAACAAGAUGCGACAGAUUCGCUCCAUCGGCGGUUUGCCUGAAGAGCAGCUCAAGGACGACUUACUGAACACUGAGUUCGACCCGGAGGCGCACGACAGGGCGAUGGCGGAGAUGUACGGAGAAGAUUAUUACGAAGGUGAAGACGGCGAGGCCACUGGUGCGCUCCAAAAGCCCGAGUUUGGUGAUUUAGAGGAGGAGUUGGCGGAGCUGCUCGCGGCGGAGGGCGGUGGAGACGACGAUGAGGAAGGCGAGGGAGACGGAGAAGAGGAAGGCGAGGAAGAAAAAGAGGAAGAAAAAGAGGAAGAAAAUGAAGGCGACGCGGAGCCCGACGUGGACAUCGAAGAGAAUAAGUACUCCAAGCGCGCGGCUAAGAAGUGGCGCAAGGAGCUCGAGAAGAAGAUGGAGGAGUACUACAAGCUCGACGCCGAGGACUUCAUCGCGGGCGAACUUCCCACUCGAUUCCCUUACAGAGACGUCGCGCCGAAGAUGUUUGGUCUCACGACGCGCGAUAUUCUCACGAUGGACGACAAGAGUUUGAACCAAAUCGUCGGUCUGAAGAAGCUCGCGCCGUAUCGGGACGACGCCGACGAGGCGGCGGUGGGCGCGAACCAACGCGCGCGCGCUCGUCGCAUGGCCAAGGAAUUCUACGCCAAGCAGACCGAAAAGAAGAAGCGGAAGAAGAGCAGAGACUCUGGAGGAAAGAAGAAGAAGGACGGUCGCGAUGACGGCGAUUCAUCGAGCGACGAGACGGACGAGGAUACGAUUCGCGCGAGGUCGUACGCCGACGCGGCGUUCGGCAAAAAGAAAAAGUCCUCGAAGGAUUCCUCAAAAAAGGAUCAUCCCGACGACCGCCCAUUAUCAGUACAGGACUCGGGGGUGGGCAAGAACGCGCGCAAAAACGCGAAGAAACGCGCGAAGAAGAAGGCGAAGCAGGAAGCCGAGAAUACCGCGUAG
Ostreococcus tauri is the source of this 1995-nucleotide messenger RNA. Its product is annotated as KRR1 interacting protein 1. Lineage: Eukaryota; Viridiplantae; Chlorophyta; Mamiellophyceae; Mamiellales; Bathycoccaceae. The record is from RefSeq and is a predicted model, not a curated record. Gene Ontology annotation, cellular component: nucleolus; 90S preribosome. The coding region runs from base 1 to 1995 and encodes 664 amino acids. The transcript has a single exon. Gene Ontology annotation, biological process: endonucleolytic cleavage in ITS1 to separate SSU-rRNA from 5.8S rRNA and LSU-rRNA from tricistronic rRNA transcript (SSU-rRNA, 5.8S rRNA, LSU-rRNA).